This is a messenger RNA of Iphiclides podalirius (scarce swallowtail), 3663 nucleotides long. The record is from the annotation of a GenBank genome assembly. Lineage: Eukaryota; Metazoa; Arthropoda; Insecta; Lepidoptera; Papilionidae.
AUGCCUGCCUUUCUGAAAUAUAUUGAUAUGGAAAAUUUUAAGUCUUACCGCGGUCAUCAUCGAAUAGGGCCGCUGAAAUCUUUUACUGCCGUCGUUGGACCGAAUGGAUCAGGAAAAUCAAAUUUUAUGGAUGCAGUGAGUUUUGUAAUGGGUGAAAAAACAUCUCUGCUGCGAGUGAAGCGGCUCAGUGAUUUAAUCCAUGGCGCUUCGAUAAAUAAGCCUGUGUCUAGAAGUGCUUCUGUGACAGCCACAUUUAUAUUGGAAGAUAUGACUGAGAAACAAUUUCAGCGGUCUGUCAUUGGUCAGUCAUCAGAUCACAAGAUAGAUGGGCAGUCAGUGUCAGUGAGCCAUUACCUUAGUGAACUGGAGAAGUUGGGCAUCAAUGUGAAGGCAAAGAAUUUCUUGGUUUUCCAAGGGGCAGUCGAGUCAAUUGCUAUGAAGAACCCUAAGGAGAGAACUGCUCUGUUUGAAGAAAUUAGUGGUUCUGGAGUUUUAAAAGAACAGUAUGAAGCAUGCCGUGCAGAAGUAAAUAGAGCCGAUGAAGAAGCUCAAUUCUCAUAUCAGAAAAAGAAAGGAGUCGCAGCUGAGAGGAAAGAAGCAAAAUUUGAAAAAGAGGAAGCUGAAAAGUACACACGCCUAAAACAGGAGCUGCAAGAGCAAAAGGUGGAACUACAGCUAUUCCAUCUGUAUCACAAUGAGAGGGAAAUACAAUCGCAUGAAGAAGAUUUACAGCACAAACAAAAUGAAUUGACAAAGAUUGAAAAGAAGCGGCAGAAGGCAGAAGAUGCUCUUAAAGAGAAAAAGAAAGAAGCCGGCACUGUGCAAAGAGAGCUUGCUAAGAUAGAACAGGAUAUCAGGGAAGUGGAAGCUGAAGUGUCUAAAAAGCGGCCAACCUUCAUCAAAGCAAAGGAACGUGUUACACAUACUCAAAAAAAGUUGGAAAGUGCUCUUAAAACUCUGGAACAGGCCCGCAAGGCCCAUGAGGCUCAUCAGACUGACAUAAGGAAACUUGAGGAUGAGCUGCGUCAAGUGGAAGAGCAGAAAGCAGCUUGGGAACAAACAAUUCUAGGAACUGGGCACACCGGGAGGGCAGAUGUACAUCUAGAAGAGGCACAAAUCCGCGAGUACGAGGAGCUGAAGAUGGAGGCGUCGCGGCAGGCGGCACGCUACCUGCAGGAGCUGGACUCCGUGAACAGGGAGCAGAAGGCCGACCAGGACCGGCUCGACAACGAGAUGCGGCGCAAGGGCGAAGUGGAAAACAAGCAUCGACAGAAGGGCCACGAAAGAAACGAAGCAAUGAAGAGAGUGGAAAAGCUGAACGAGCACAUCAAGAGCUCGGAGCAGGCGCUGGAGGAGCAGAGGCGGCUGCGGGCGGAGCUGCAGGCGGACGUGGGCGAGUGCCGCGGGCGGGCGGCCGAGCUGCAGGCGCAGCUGGAGGAGGUGGCGGCGCAGCUGGGCGACGCGCGCGUCGACAAGCACGAGGAGGCGCGCCGCCGCAAGAAGCAGGAGAUCGUCGAGAGCUUCAAGCGCGAGAUCCCCGGCGUCUACGACCGCAUGAUCAACAUGUGCCAGCCCACGCACAAGCGCUACAACGUGGCCAUCACCAAGGUGCUCGGCAAGUACAUGGAGGCCAUCGUGGUGGACACCGAGAAGACGGCGCGCCGCUGCAUCCAGGUGCUCAAGGAGCGCAUGCUGGAGCCCGAGACCUUCCUGCCGCUCGACUACAUCCAGGCCAAGCCGCUGCGCGAGCGCCUGCGCGACAUCCGCGAGCCGAAGAACGUGAAGCUGCUGUUCGACGUGCUGCGCUUCGAGCCGCCGGCCAUCCACCGCGCCGUGCUGUUCGUCACCAACAACGCGCUCGUCUGCGAGACGCCCGAGGACGCCUCGCGCGUCGCCUACGACCUCGACCGCACCAAGAACAGCCGCUACGACGCGUUGGCUUUAGACGGGACGUUCUACCAGAAGUCGGGCAUCAUCUCCGGCGGCUCCUUGGACCUGGCGCGCAAAGCCAAGCGCUGGGACGAAAAGCAUCUCUCGCAACUUAAAGCGAAGAAGGAGAAGCUGACCGAGGAGCUGCGCGAGUCGAUGAAGAAGUCGCGCAAGGAGUCGGAGCUGACGACGGUGGACUCGCAGAUCCGCGGCCUCGAGUCGCGGCUCAAGUACGCGCUCACCGACCGCGACGCCACGCUGAAACAAAUAAAAGCAUUAGAUGCUGAAUUAGCAGAGUUAGAGAGAAAGAUUGAUAUGUUUGGGCCGCAAGUGGAGGAGAUCGAGCGCACGAUCCGCGCGCGCGACGCCAAGAUCCAGGAGGUGAAGGAGAACAUGAACAACGUCGAGGACGUCGUCUUCCGCGGCUUCUGCAGGGACAUCGGCGUCGCCAACAUACGGCAGUACGAGGAGCGGGAGCUGCGCGCGCAGCAGGAGCGCGCCAAGCGGCGCAUGGAGUUCGAGGCGCAGAUGGACCGCAUCGCGUCCAACCUCGAGUUCGAGAGGUCGCGCGACACGCAGAAGAACGUGACGCGCUGGGAGCGCACCGUGCAGGAUGCGGAGGACGAGCUGGAGGCGGGGCGCCAGGCCGAGGCCAAGCAGCGGCAGGACAUCGACCGCGAGCUGCGCCGCGUCGACGCGCUCAAGGCCGACCGCUCCGAGGCCAAGCAGCGCCAGCAGCGCGCCGACGACGACGUCGCCGCCGCGCGGAAGGAUGUCGCCAACAUCCAGAAAGAGAUCCAGGCGGUCCAGAAACAGAUUGCGAACCUCGAGUCGCGCAUAGAAAGCAAGCGCAGCGACCGGCACAACAUACUUCGCCAAUGCAAGAUCGACGACAUCAUAAUUCCCCUGCUCGAGGGCAGCCUGGACGACACCGCCGACGGAGAGUCCGAGCAGUCCUCGAUGUCCACCACGCAGCAGUACCGGCGCGACUCCAGGAUCCGCGUGGACUACCGCUCGUUACCGGAUUCCCUAAAAGAGCUGGAGGAGUCCGACGAGAUAAAGCGUAAGGCUGACAAGCUGCAGAAGGCCAUCAACUCUUUACAGAACACCGUGGACAAGAUACAGGCACCCAACAUGCGGGCGAUGCAAAAGUUAAACGAAGUGAGGGAGAAAGUAAACGCGACUAACGAGGCGUUCGUGGCGGCGCGGAAACGGGCACACAAGGCCAAACUGGCCUUCGAAAAGGUUAAAAAAGAGCGACACGACAAAUUCAUAGACUGCUUCGAGCAUGUUGCCAAUGAAAUAGACGCCAUUUACAAGGCGUUGGCGAUGAACCAGUCGGCGCAGGCGUUCCUCGGCCCCGAGAACCCGGAGGAGCCCUACCUGGACGGCAUCAACUACAACUGCGUGGCGCCCGGGAAGCGGUUCCAGCCCAUGUCCAACCUCUCCGGUGGGGAGAAGACCGUGGCCGCCUUGGCGCUGCUUUUCGCCAUACACAGCUACCAGCCGGCGCCGUUCUUCCUUCUGGACGAGAUCGACGCCGCCCUGGACAACACCAACAUCGGCAAGGUGGCCUCCUACAUCCGCUCCAAGAAGGGCAGCCUGCAGACCAUCGUCAUCUCGCUCAAGGAGGAGUUCUACGGUUGCGCGGACGCCCUCAUCGGCAUCUGCUCCGAGCCGGCGGAUUGUCUGGUCAGCGACGUGUACACGCUAAGCCUGGAGCAGUACGAUGAC